This is a messenger RNA of Colius striatus (speckled mousebird), 611 nucleotides long. RefSeq names its product avidin. Gene Ontology annotation, molecular function: biotin binding. The transcript has 5 exons. The record is from RefSeq and is a predicted model, not a curated record. The coding region runs from base 1 to 564 and encodes 187 amino acids. NCBI's taxonomy places the organism in Eukaryota, Metazoa, Chordata, Aves, Coliiformes, Coliidae.
AUGAGUCGGCGCCUGCUCUCGGCAUUCGCCCUGCCCGCCGGGGGGGCCCUGGCGGCGGCUGCCGCGGGGAGCCAGAUCUUCUGCCAGGCAGCUGAGAUACCCAGGGCAGAAAAGGCCAGCAUGAAGGAGGCAAAGGCAACCAACAACAAAUGGUGGCUGGGCCAAAGGCAAAAUCUCCCCACAAGGAAUGGCAAGCAGUGUGACCUGACUGGCUGGUGGAAGAAUGAUCUGGGUUCCAAGAUGCACGUAUAUGACGUUGACAGCCAGGGCAACUUCUCUGGCAAGUACUAUACUGCUGUGUCGAGCACCGAGAAACCCAUUGAGCCUUCCCCCCUUGUGGGUUCCCAGCACUUGGACGACGAUGGGCAGUGCACCUUUGGCUUCACUGUCAACUGGAAGAAGUUUUCUGACUCCACAGCUGUCUUUGUGGGCCAGUGCUUUGCUGGAGACGGUGACAAGGAGGUGCUGCAGACUUCCUGGCUGCUGCGGGAGAAGGUUGACUCCCUGCCCCAUGACUGGAAAGCCACCAGGACUGGCCGCAACAUCUUCACUCGGACAGGCUGAAAGGAGAAGGGAGAACUCUCUGGCUUCAGCUGGGCUGGGGAGAGGGG